Molecule: messenger RNA, 1633 nt
Organism: Melanotaenia boesemani (Boeseman's rainbowfish)
Lineage: Eukaryota; Metazoa; Chordata; Actinopteri; Atheriniformes; Melanotaeniidae
Exons: 5
Coding region: 213-1340 (375 amino acids)
Biological process (GO): adaptive immune response
Cellular component (GO): membrane
Molecular function (GO): signaling receptor activity
Source: RefSeq, a predicted model, not a curated record
UUUUGCUGUGGUAUGUGAUCCAACAUACGUGAGGUUGGUUAGCAUGUGCUUCCUCUUGCUAUGGCUUGAGGUUUAAGGUGGAGCUUCCUGGGGUUCCUCUUGGUUUCUUUUAGUAAGCUGUGACAUUCAGUCUUGAGUGUCUGCAUGUUGUCAUGAUUUACAUCACUGACCGCUCUCAGAAUCAACUUUAGUCGACUUUUGUUUCGGUAACGAUGACUGGGAUCCCGUACCUGGCUUGUUUGUGGACUCUGGUCAUUGCACAAACAGGGUUUGUUUCCAGUGACAUUCAGUUCAUUGAGCGACAUGAGGGUGAAUCUGUGGUUCUUCCCUGUGUUACCGAGCCGAGCAGCUUCCCAGCCAUUGGCAUCUACCUGAAACGCAGCUGGCUGAGUCCCAGUAAAGUACUCUUCAAGUACACCAAGAUGGACUUCAGUUUGGCCAACCCUGCCGAUAAAAACCGGAUCAGUGUCAGUGGAGACCCGAGCAGUCACUCCCUCAACGUGACCAUCUCUCAGCUGAGGGCUGCUGACACAGACCGCUACUUCUGUGAAUUUGUUCUGGAAAUUCCUUCCUCUGAAGAUAAACUCGAACAAGGAAAGACCGAGUUCUUCCUCCUUGUUAACGCUGACGUCCCGGGCUCCGUGGACACGGAGCUUGUAGAGACGUGUGCUGGGGGCUCAGCUGUGCUUCCCUGUCACUCCCCACGAGGGGAAGACUCCGUCGUGGAGGGUGUGAGUCUCAGGAGACAAAAGAGCCAGGCAUCCGUGGAGGUGGUGUACCACUCAAAGCUGCACCACAGCAGCCAACAUCCUCCCUCCGUCGCUCGGUUCCCCGCUGAGCGGGUCCAGUUGUCCUCUGCGCUCGGCCCGGGCGGCAUCACCUACAACCUGACCCUGAAGCAGCUGCAGCCAGAAGACAGCGGCCUGUACAGCUGCCAGCUUCUCCUGCGCGGCAGGCCCGACAGCAGCACCAGUCUAGGCAGACGAGUGUUUUCUGUUUCCGUGCAAGGCGGUCAGUGUGGCUGCUCCAACAGCUCCAGCAGCAACCAACAUACCACCGUCCUGUAUGCUCUGUCAUCAGCUGUGGGCAUCCUCCUCCUGAUCCUCGUGGGAAUUCUUCUUGCUAAUUGCAAAGCGCGCCGCAGCGUCAAAUCAAGCCCCCAGGCCCCCAUCUACGAGGAGAUGGUCGGGUCUCCCAGUCAAAAACUGGCCCCUCUUCAUCUGGAGGAUGCGGAUUCCGAGUACAGAAACUGCUCGGUGAAGAAGUCCUGCCCUGAAAACCAUUAUGAAAGCCCCAGCGGAUCCCUCUUCCCCAGGAGAGCCUCAGCAAUCAAAUCUUAGACCUUCUUUUCUUCAACCUCAUCAAACAGCUGCCUCAAUUUUAUGGAUUUAUUCUUAUUCCUUAUUUGCUUUGUAGAACUUUGUAGUUUUAAUUUGUGAGAGGAGCGUGUAUUACUGAUGUUUUUUUUUUUUUUAAAAAACGUAAAAAAAAAAGAAAAAAAAAUUAUUCUUGUUAGCUAAAGUUAGUUCUCACUUUGAAAAACAUGGGCAAAAGUAAACUUUGUCCACCCCCCCUCUCUCUUUUGGGGCAAGUGUAUUGUACAGCAAGCUUUAAAUAAAUAAGUAAAGAUCCA